Messenger RNA from Urocitellus parryii (Arctic ground squirrel), 5041 nucleotides. Lineage: Eukaryota; Metazoa; Chordata; Mammalia; Rodentia; Sciuridae. The record is from RefSeq and is a predicted model, not a curated record.
CAUGGCUGACAGCAAGGCCAAGCCUGCCAAAGCAGCCAACAGGACACCCCCCAAGUCCCCAGGGGACCCUGCCAGGGACAAGGCGACCAAGAGGCUGUCACUGGAAUCAGAGGGCGCCAGCGAGGGGGCGGCCGCUGCCCCAGAGCUCAGUGCGCUGGAGGAGGCCUUCCGGCGGUUCGCGGUCCAUGGGGACACCCGGGCCACUGGGAAGGAGAUGCACGGCAAGAACUGGUCCAAGCUGUGCAAGGACUGUCAUGUGAUUGACGGGAAGAACGUGACCGUCACAGAUGUGGACAUCGUCUUCAGUAAGAUCAAGGGAAAGUCCUGCCGGACCAUCACCUUCGAGCAGUUCCAGGAGGCGCUGGAGGAGCUGGCCAAGAAGCGAUUCAAGGACAAGAGCAGCGAGGAGGCGGUUCGCGAGGUGCACAGGCUCAUUGAGGGCCGUUCGCCCGUCAUCUCAGGGGUCACGAAAGCCGUGUCCUCGCCCACCGUGUCGCGGCUCACGGACACGACCAAGUUUACGGGCUCCCACAAGGAGCGCUUCGACCCAUCGGGCAAGGGCAAGGGCAAGGCUGGCCGCGUGGACCUGGUGGAUGAGUCAGGCUACGUGCCUGGCUAUAAGCAUGCAGGCACCUAUGACCAGAAGGUGCAGGGGGGCAAGUAGCUGCAGGACACCCUGGACGCUGGGGACGCGUGAGGCGCGUGCCCGACUGGCACCCCGUCCCACUUCAUCACAUUCCUUUGCACACUGGGCAGUACUCGUGGACCUUGGCCUUGCCUGCUGGGAAGGGGACACCCAGGCUACCUCCUGCCCGGCAACACCUCUCAGACCCAGGUUUGGGUCCUGAUUCACUGACCCUUCCUAACACAGUUGUCUCGUCCAGAACUGGGAAGUGGAUGGUCCUUUUCAAAUGGUCUCCCAGGACUGUGCCACACUGGAUACCUGCUUGCAGGGAAAGGGGCAUUCUGGGAGCUGUUAGGUGUGGGAACAAGUGGGGCAGACCCUGUCGGAGGCCCUGCUGACCUUCUGACACCUUCUAGGAGCCUCUGAGGCAGUAGGAGUUAACCAACUAACCAACAGCACAAAUGAAACCGCUACCCCAGCAGGACACAGGCAGUGUCCGAGGCGCCCCACGAGCAGGGGCCACAGCCCUUCAUGCUGUCCUGGCAGGGCGUGUGGCAGGCCACACAUGCAGUGCCUGUGGACAGGUCUGUGCUGAGGGCAGUGUGAGAGGCAGGCCCAGGAGCCACAGCAGAACCUUGGGCUGCCCAGGGCGUGGCCUGGGAGUGAAGUGGGCAGUCCCUCCCCUUUGCUGUCCUAGCAGUGAUGAGCCAUGGUGACCGCUUGUGCUUAGAGUGGUCCAGGGGGCUCAGCUCGCCCUGCUGUGUCACCAGCCAGACUGGGACAUGUGUGGUGCAGAGCCCACGCGGUGGCCUCGGUGCGAGGGCGGGCCUCUCCGGGCUUCCUGCGUGGCUGUGCUGGCUCCGCCCGGCUUUGCUUGCAGCCUCCCUCAGGGAGGGUCUAGGCAGCGUGCUCAGCUCCCGGUCCUCCCGACACCCCAAGGCAGGACACCAAGCCUUCAGAGCCAGUGGCAUUUGCUGGGGUUUCCUUUUCUGCCAUGGGCAGCUGAGUGCACAGGGCCAGUGCAGAGCUGGCCCAGGACCCUGCCCACCCACACCACAGGCCGCACGGGCAGCCCCUCCUCAGCAUGGUGCAGGCACAGGGACUGAGCGUUCCUGUGCCAUGCUGAGGCUAAGAGGCGUGCGCCACGACUGUCACCAGGGCCCACAGCAACCCGCGGGGCUGUCGUCCUGGAAAGAGCCCAUGGCAGCCUGGGGAAAUGCUUCCAAGAACCUGCUUGUUCUUGGCCACCGACUGUCCGGAUGGCUGUUCAGGGGGACUCUCAGCCCAGCCCACAGCACAGGCAGACAGUAAGGCCCUCUUCCCGCCAUGGCAGGUGGACAUGCCACCCACCACUCCUGAGCCUGAAGAGUGCCCAGUCACAGCUGCAGCCCCGUGGAGGCCAGACCCCAGCCCCUGAGCAGAGCAGAGACCUCGGGUCCCAGCUGAAGGCUCCCCGAGUCCCCCAACACCAAUGGCCUCCAUGGAGGAUGGGUGGCCCCAGCAGACAGCACCCUUCCGAGGUCCUGGGAGACCAGGUGCCUGGCACAGAUGACAAGGGGAACUGGGUCUGAGGCUUGGGGACUCCCUGUGGGUGUCAUCUCGCUGGUCUGGGGAGAAGCUGCCAGGUGCCCAACCCCAGCCCAGCAUUCCAGACUUGAAGCUGGUCUUUUGUGUGAAGAGAUUAGAGGCCAAAACAACGUGGGCAGUGUUGGACACCAGCUCUGUGCACUACCCCACAGCCCUGUAUUCAGACCAGCAGCAGUAUUCCAUCAGUGGUCUCYCCAGACCCCCAGUCCCAGGGCCCCGGAACACCCACCCCCUCCUGGCUCUUGCCCUCUCCAGCACCCCUGGUUCCCAGGGGCCCCCGUGGCUGGCCGUCUCUUGGUCUGAGGCUGAUCUUCUCCCUUUCUUCUGCCUGUGAAGCUGAGUUCCCCUCAUCAUGGCAACAGUCCCUACAGGCACGUACCCUGGGCCAGGGUAGAGGGAUGGGGCGGGGGGCACCCAACGGGUCCUGUGCCACAUUAUCAGGUAUGGAUGCUCCCUGGGACCCCACAGUCUGUGUGGAGCACCAGGACACUGUCUGCUGGUCAGUGGGUCACUGUCGGACAAGAACGACUCUGACCAAGUGGUGGGCUGGCCUGCUGCAGGAACACACAGGAAGUUGGACCCACGCAGAAGCAGCCAUCUCAGUGCCAUCCUCAGGGGACCUCAAUCCCUCGUGACUGGGCACCCUGUCCACGCAGCCCACACCUCAUGAUAUCACUGCCCAGAACUGGACAGAGAAGCACAGACUGGCGGGGCCACAGGUCCCAGGCUGCAGAGUGCCAGCCCCGGCCAGCUCUGGCUCCUGAAGGUGCGCCCUUGCCAGGCCAAGUCCUCUCACUUCUCAUGAGAACUGGAGAAUGCAUUCCUGGUCACCAUAACGAAUCCUUGGGUUUUACUGAAGAAAAACCUUGGUGGCCCUCCACAUCCUAGCCUGGUAUGCCCUCGGGCUUGUGCAGGAGAGCCAGUGCGCCAGGCUGUCCCAUCACAUGGUACUCGUGGCACACAGCACUGCAUCAGACGAGUGGUUCCCAUUUUGUCCCCAACAGGUUCCAAGGGCUUCCUCGGACACACGUGGGUAAGGACCAUACCCUCCUCUGGUCAGUUUCAAACUGUAGCUUUGAAACACACCCUCCCUUCCCACCUGUGUCCCUAGCAAGGAAAGGGCAGUAAAAACCAACCCAGGAAACUUUAAAACUGGGCACGGAACCUGUGCGCCCCCGCACGCAGAGCGGGCUGGGACUCUGUACAAAGUGGUGCGUUUCCUCAGUCUCUGGACGCCCGCCGUGAGCUGUGGGCAGGUCCUGCCUGUGUCGCAUGGUCUCUCAGUGCCAGUAACUUUACUAACCACGGUUCACAGGGGCAGACACAUCUGUAGGUGAAACUGCACAGCAUGCAACCCCAGACACGGGGACACGUUCUGUCAGGAGGUGACUCCCAGGAGACAAGGACAGGUUCUCUCAGGUGACAUUCUGUCGGGAGGUAACAUCCAGGAGACAGGGAUGAAUUAUAAGGAGACACUGGUGACAAGUCAGGUUCUGUCAGGUGACACCCAAGAGAGGGGCAGGUUGUCGAGGUGGACAGAGCUGACGGAGUGUCACUCUCAGGGAAGGAGGCGUAGGAGCGUGGUGGGGAACGCUGGUCCUAGCAGAGGCUUCUUUACUUCUGUUUACUGCUCUAGGGUAAGCACCUAGUAAGUGCUCUGUAAGGGUCGUAGUGGUUAGCUCUACCAAAAUCAAAGUUCAAGUGAUGUUUAAAAAUAUUAUAGCAAAAGAUAUAUAUUUAUACUGGAGUAUUUUUACACCUUUGAUAUCCUUGGUCUUAUGUUUGAGGGUAGACGACAAUGACAGCAGAUGCAGGGACAUUUUGAAAAGGCACCUUAGUGGUUCAAUCUGCAUGAUUCCUGCCACCCCCCACCUGUUUGUCACCCCUCCAGGGUCUGAGUGGCUGGCAGCUUGGGGCAGGCACUGGGCAGCCUGGGUGGCUGCAGCUGCCUCCCACGGCCACACGGUGCGCUCAGUACUGGCCACAGCUGCUCUGGCACCGUGGCAGGACUGGAGGGAGUGUGGCUGGAGGGUGCCAGGGCUUGGACACCUAUAGCAUUUACACCUGUCCCUUUACGGGGAAGCGUGUCUGCCUGUCGGCUACUUCCUCCCAGGGCUCACUCAAGCCCGCUGCUCCUCUGCCCUGCAGCGCCUGCCACACGAGGACAACCUGUUGUCACUGCUCAGUACAGUAAGGGUGACAACUCAGCUCUACUGUGAAGUUAUCGAGAGGCCAGACGUCCAUAAACACUGUACUGCUACCCUCCCUCCACUGGCUGACCACUGAGGAGUCGGUGAGCUCUGUGUUUCAGGGCAUGACCUGUCCCUGGGACGGGAUGGAGUCGGGCGGGACAGGCCUUCUUAUGUUAACCAUCCCUCUUCCUUUAGACCUCUUAACAACUAAACCAAGCCAAACGACAAAGGAAACUUGCACAACCUAAAAGAAACUUGAAAGGGAUAAUAUACUACUAGUUUGUACUAAGUUUUUUCAAGAAAUGGAAACAAAUUUAUGUAUAUAUAUGCAAUAUAUUUUUACACGAUUUUAUUAACGUUAAGGAGAACCGAGCAUAUCACUUUAUCAGUGUGAUGGGUAAUGUUGGUGUCUGGGUGUUCCGACUCAGAAAGGCUCUUCUGCUGAUGUCUAAAUCACACUCACCAGGAAGGUCUCUGGGGUCCCGAGGCCCUGCUGUCCCUCCCACAGAGCGUAAGGCACCAUGUCACCUGUUGGACUUGCUUUUGUGGCCCGGCCUGUAAAUUUUUAGUGAAACAGCUCCUGUCUGUCUGCACAUUUCUCCUGUGUGUGUGCUGUCUGUCGUAGCAUCCUGUGUCA